Molecule: messenger RNA, 798 nt
Organism: Aspergillus pseudonomiae
Lineage: Eukaryota; Fungi; Ascomycota; Eurotiomycetes; Eurotiales; Aspergillaceae
Product: SAP18 family protein
Exons: 1
Coding region: 1-798 (265 amino acids)
Biological process (GO): negative regulation of DNA-templated transcription
Cellular component (GO): nucleus
Molecular function (GO): transcription factor binding; transcription corepressor activity
Source: RefSeq, a predicted model, not a curated record
AUGGCCGCCGCUCGAGAUGCGCCGAAGCCCCAAAUUGACCGCCAGUCCACAACGCCCUUCCAUCUGAAGCUUUUCUACCGUGUGAACAACUUCCACCACCUGUCAGACUUUGCUCCCCAGUCAUCGCCUGCGUCGUACGGUGGUCCUGUCAGCGGCCCCAAUGCCAUUCGGGCGCGCUCCCCUCCCCCGCCGCCGCUCCCUGCCCACCUUCAAAUCUACACCUGGCAGUCCUGCUCACUGCGCGAGUUGUCACAGCUCCUCACCUCCGCCUUGCCAUCACUACUACCAGACCCUCCCGUAGGCACACGAUUAUGCUUCCGCCUCAUUUACCCCGACACAAAGACCGCCGCGACGAUGGGGCCCGAGGCGCGCGGCCGAUACCUGAGCAAGGACAUAGGCAGUGUGGUGGUCGGACCAAGAGACAGCCCGUACCGUGAUGAAAAUGACGAAGAGAACGGCGCUCCUGCGGGACCCCGGGCCGGUCCCCUACGGCUCCAGGGCCACGACGCCGACAAAACGCUACAAGACGUACGAUUCGUGAUCGGAGACUAUGUGGAUUGUGCGAUUCUGCCGCCACUGGAGGACGGGUCGGUAGCACCACCGAUCACGUCUGGGAGGGGGUCCAUCGGUGCGGCUGUUGGGGGUGGCAUGAGAGCAUUCCGCGAUAAUGGAUUCGCAGGCCGGCCAGGCCGGGGAGGUCGAGGCGGCGGCGAGCGCAUUCCUGCAGGCGAUUGGAGACGGGGAGAGAGGCUACCGGAAGGAGGGGGACGCGGGAGGAGAGGAUGGGGUCCUUAUUAA